This is a messenger RNA of Anthostomella pinea, 1467 nucleotides long. The record is from the annotation of a GenBank genome assembly. Lineage: Eukaryota; Fungi; Ascomycota; Sordariomycetes; Xylariales; Xylariaceae.
AUGAUGACCAAGAAGGAGGAAAUCAAGCCCGAUGCGGACGAGUUCUCCAUCAAGCCGACGGCGGCCACUCCGUCCGUGGACACGAGCACAUGGCCACUGCUGCUGAAGAACUACGACAAGCUCCUCGUCCGAACCGGCCACUUCACUCCCAUCCCCAAUGGCAGCAACCCUCUGACUCGAGACCUCAAGUCCUACAUCAGCUCGGGUGUCAUUAACCUCGACAAGCCUUCCAACCCUUCCAGCCACGAGGUCGUCGCUUGGGUCAAGCGCAUGCUUCGUGUUGAGAAGACCGGCCACAGUGGGACUCUCGAUCCGAAGGUCACGGGCUGCCUGAUUGUAUGCAUCGACCGUGCGACUCGACUUGUAAAGUCGCAGCAAGGAGCCGGAAAGGAAUAUGUUGCCGUCAUCAGGCUGCACGACAAGCUCCCAGGCGGCGAGGCACAGUUUUCGCGAGCCCUCGAGACAUUGACUGGUGCUCUGUUCCAGCGACCGCCCCUAAUCUCCGCCGUCAAGCGACAACUUCGUAUCCGAACCAUCCACGAGAGCAAGGUCAUCGAGUUCGACAACGACAGACAUCUUGGUAUUUUCUGGGUUAGCUGCGAAGCCGGAACAUACAUCCGAACAUUAUGUGUACACAUGGGUCUGCUGCUCGGUGUUGGCGCUCACAUGCAGGAGCUGCGACGUGUGCGAAGUGGUGCCAUGGACGAGACGAAGGACUUGGUUACGCUACACGACGUUCUUGAUGCCCAAUGGAUCCAUGACAACACCCGCGACGAAUCUUACCUCCGAAAAGUCAUCGCUCCCCUCGAGACGCUUCUUACUUCCUACAAGAGAAUCGUGGUCAAGGACUCUACUGUCAACGCUAUCUGCUACGGUGCCAAGCUCAUGAUUCCCGGUCUCUUGAGAUACGAGGAUAACAUUGAAGCCCACGAGGAGGUUGUACUUAUGACGACGAAGGGUGAGGCCAUCGCCCUUGGUAUCGCAAUGAUGUCUACCGUUGAGAUGUCCUCAUGUGACCACGGUGUCGUAGCCAAGGUCAAGCGAUGCAUCAUGGAGCGUGACCUGUACCCCCGCAGAUGGGGACUGGGUCCUACUGCCACCGAGAAGAAGAAGAUGAAGGCGUCAGGAAAGCUGGACAAAUUUGGACGAGCCAAUGAGCAAACCCCCGCCAAGUGGACCUCCGAGUACAAAGACUAUGGCCCACCUGCUGGACCUACUGAGCCUACACCAGCUGCCGAUGUCACCAUGUCGGAAGCCCCUGCUAUUGCGACACCUGGCAAAGAAGCCCCAGUCGCUGCAGAGCCUGCUGAGACUCCAGCGGACGAGGACAGCAAGAAGCGCAAGAAGCAUGAUGGCGAAUCAGCAGAGGAGAAGGCAGAGCGCAAGCGGAGGAAGGCUGAGAAGAAAGCGACCAAGGCAGCCAAGCGUGCGUCGACUGGAAAGAAGGACGAUUCUGAUUCUGAUUGA